Molecule: messenger RNA, 5481 nt
Organism: Oncorhynchus tshawytscha (Chinook salmon)
Lineage: Eukaryota; Metazoa; Chordata; Actinopteri; Salmoniformes; Salmonidae
Product: zinc finger protein 135
Exons: 3
Coding region: 174-2834 (886 amino acids)
Biological process (GO): regulation of transcription by RNA polymerase II
Cellular component (GO): nucleus
Molecular function (GO): DNA-binding transcription factor activity, RNA polymerase II-specific; RNA polymerase II transcription regulatory region sequence-specific DNA binding
Source: RefSeq, a predicted model, not a curated record
CCACCCGCCGUUAAACCACAUCGAAGAAGACGAUCCCGUCAAACAGAUGUGUUUAUACCAUAUAGAAUAAUACAUUUGAACGAUUCUGAUUGCUCUCACAGGAUCUCAUAAUUUCCAUUUACAGCCAAACAAUUACAGAAAAGUAACUGUUCAGAUCCACCUCCAGCCCGACCAUGUCUGAGCCGGGUCCUGGCUGUGGUGAUCCGGCCCAGAGGAGCUCACAACAGGGUCCAGAGGUGGUGUCAGUGAAGCUGGAGGACUGCGGUCAAACACUGGAGCUCAAUGUGAUUGUGAAAGAGGAGGAGGAGAGAGAAAUCAAGGAGGAAGAAAACUGUGACUCGGGAAAGAGCUCCAACCCAGACUCAGACAGCAAGCCCAGUCCCACAGCAUCAGGAAAUCAUAAACAAUGCAGACAGAAGCCCCAACCCUGCUGUAGCGACAGUUUUAUUUGUCCAACUCACCUCAAAUCACUCAAACAGACUCCCAAAAUAAAGAAGACAUACCUCUGCUCCCAAUGUGGGAAGAGUUUCAGUCGGACAGGAGACCUAAAGAGUCACGAGAGAUCACACAGUAAAAAAAAGCCUUACCACUGCGCUCGAUGUGGGGAGGGAUUCACUCAGCUUGGAAGUCUAAAAAGUCACCAGAGAAUACAUACAGGGGAAAAGCCUUACCACUGCUCCCAGUGUGGGAAGAGCUUUAAUCGUUCAGGAAACCUUACAGAACAUCAAAGAAUACAUACAGGGGAGAAGCCUCACCACUGCACCCAAUGUGGGAAGAGUUUCAGUCGGGCAGGAAUUCUAAAGAAUCAUAAGAGAACUCACACAGGAGAGAAACCUUUCCACUGCUCUGCUUGUGGGAAGAGUUUUACAAGAGAAGUAAGCCUAAAGAAUCAUCAAAGAGUACACACUGGAGAGAAACCUUUCCACUGCGCCACAUGUGGGAGGGGUUUCAGUGAGAAAGUAAAUCUUAAUAGACACGAGCGAGUACAUACUGAAGAGAAGCCUUACCACUGCACCACAUGUGGGAAGAGCUUUAAUCACUCAGGAAGCCUUAAGGAACACCAGAGAAUACAUACAGGGGAGAAACCUUACCACUGCACUGAGUGUGGAAAGAAAUUCCGUUUUGCAGGAGAUCUAAAGAAUCACCAGAGAUCACACAGUAGGGAGAAGCCUUACCACUGCUCUCUUUGUGGGAAGAGUUUCAAUCAACCCGGAAACCUAAAGAGUCAUCAGCGAAUACACAUAGAAGAGAAGCCUACCAGUACUGUCAAUGUGAUUGUCAAAGAGGAGGAGGGUGAGAGGAAAAUCAAUGAUAAGGUAAAGAGAGAAGUUGAGGAAAGUAAUGGUGUAGUUGACUCAGGUACAUCAAGACUACCUGGUCGUGGGAGUUACCCCUGUCCUCAGUGUGGGAAGAAUUUUAGUUCCUCAAGUAAUCUAAAGAAUCAUCAAAGAGUACACACUGGAGAGAAACCUUUCCACUGCUCAGUAUGUGGGAAGCGUUUCCGUGAGAAAGCACACCUUAAGAGACAUGAGAGGGUACAUAAUGGAGAGAAGCCUUACAACUGCUUCGAAUGUGGGAAGAAUUUCCGUGUGGAAGAGACCCUACAGAAACACCAGAGAAUCCACACAGGAGAGAAGCCUCACCACUGCUCUCUUUGUGAGAAGAGUUUUAAUCAUUCAGGAAGCCUUAAAGAACAUCAAAGAAUACAUAGUGGAGAAAAGCCUUACCACUGCUCUCUUUGUGGGAAGAGCUUCCAUCAUUCAGGAACCUUUAAGAAACAUCAGCAAAGACACAUUGGAGUGAAACCUACCUGUAAUCUCAAUGUGAUUGUCAAAGAGGAGGAUGAUGACUGUACUCUCAAUGUGAUUGUCAAAGAGGAGGAUGAUGACUGUACUCUCAAUGUGAUUGUCAAAGAGGAGGAUGGUGACUGUACUCCCAAUGUUAUUGUCAAAGAGAAGGAUGAUGACUGUACUCCCAAUGUGAUUGUCAAAGAGGAGGAUGAUGACUGUACUCUCAAUGUGAUUGUUAAAGAGGAGGAUGACCCAGAUACAUCAAGACUACCUGAUUGUGGUCGUUACCCCUGUCCUCAAUGUGGAAAGAAUUUUAGUUCCUCGAGUAAUCUAAAGAAUCAUCAAAGAGUACACACUGGAGAGAAACCUUUCCACUGCUCUGCAUGUGGGAAGAGUUUCAGUGAGAAAGCAAACCUUAAGAGACAUGAGAGAGUACAUGAGAAGGAAAAGAGAGGAGUUGAGGAAGAGGAGAAAACUGGUAGUGUAGUUGACCCAGGGACAUCAAGACUACCUGGCCGUGGGAGUUACCCCUGUCCUCAAUGUGGGAAGAGUUUCAGUUCCUUAGGUAAUCUAAAUAAUCAUCAAAAAGUACACACGGGAGAGAAGCCUUACCACUGCAGCCAAUGUGGGAAGAGCUUCAGUGAGAAAGCAAACCUAAAGAGACAUGAGAUAGUGCAUAGUGGAGAGAAGCCUUACCACUGCACCCAAUGUGGGAAGAAUUUCCGUGCGGCAGAUACCCUACAGAAACACCAGAGAAUCCACACAGGAGAGAAGCCUAACCACUGCUAUUUUUGUGGGAAGAGCUUUGAUAAUUUAGGCAGCCUUAAGGAACAUAAAAAAAUACACAAUGGAGAGAAGCCUUACCACUGCACUCAAUGUGGGAAGAGCUUCAAUUACUCAGGAAAUUUUAAGAAACAUCAAAGAAUACAUAUUGGAGAGAAUCCUACCUUUAUUCUCAAUGUGAUUGUCAAAGAGGAGGAGGAAGAUGGAAAAGAGAGAGAAGUUGAGGUCGAGGAGAGAGAAGUGAAGGAAGAGGCUACAUAAGCUAACUAGGAAGGGAGAGUUAUACCUCAUAUCUUUGCAAUGCUGUCUUCUGUGUCAGUAUGGGAUUGGGCAGCACCAUUGAGAGCAAUCUCCUUUUUAAAAUAGUCCAUAUCUUCUACUUCCAUGAGUGUAUUGGAAGGUAGCAAAUCAACUGAAAAAGUACACACCACCUCCUAAUGUACUGCAGUGUGUACAGUCUGAACAGGAUACCACCUCCUAAUGUACUGCAGUGUGUACAGUCUGAACAGGAUACCACCUCCUAAUGUGCUGCAGUGUGUACAGUCUGAACAGGAUACCACCUCCUAAUGUGCUGCAGUGUGUAUCAUCUGAACAGGUACAAAACCAAGGUUGGUGAUUUACUGCUACCUGCAGUUAUGGAAUGUUAUCUCAGGACUAUAAUUCAUUGGUUAACUCCUUCUGCUGACCUGGAUGGAAUUAUAGCAUCCUUCCUUAACCCACAGGAAGUCCCACCAUUUUGACUACUUCAAAAUGGUGAAAGUCCUCAAUGGUGCUGCUCGUUAGACAAUACAGUGGAAAAGCCUCACCAUUGCUCUCCAUUAUAUAAAAUCUCUUAUUCACUAAAGCAUGUGAUAAAUAUAUCUGUAUAGAAUCUGCGUUCUAGGUUCAUUUGACCGUGGGUUGUCGACAAUGCAGCUUUUAAAAAGGCAAUUUCCGACUGUGUGAACAUAUGCAGCAUUUACCAGGAAUAAGAAACACGCGAUAGUGGGAACAUUGUCUUUAAAAGUCGGAUUGAAUCCCAGCUUCUGUUUAGUCAUGGUAAAAACAUGACAUCUUUCUUCCAUUUAUUUUCUUCCAUUUAGCAGAAGUCUUUAUCCAAAGUGAUUUGUUCAGGAUGUAAAGCACAGACAACACAAAACAACAAUAUCUAAACGCAUUAAAGGACCAAUCCAAAGUUGAACCAAUAACAAAGCGAGGCACCCUUGUUUUGGUAUAAAGCUUAGGGAUGGACCUGGAGAAGUGUAACCACUUUCACAUUCAUAGACAGAGCAAUGGACUGACCAUUCAUGAUCUCAAAAUAAUCUGCUAUGGACUGACCAUUCAUGAUUUCAAAAUGAUCUGCUAUGGAUUGACCAUUCAUGAUCUCAAAAUGAUCUGCUAUGGACUGCCCAUUCAUGAUCUCAAAAUGAUCUGCUAUGGAUUGACCAUUCAUGAUUUCAAAAUGAUCUGCUAUGGAUUGACCAUUCAUGAUCUCAAAAUGAUCUGCUAUGGAUUGACCAUUCAUGAUCUCAAAAUAAUCUGCUAUGGAUUGACCAUUCAUGAUCUCAAAAUGAUAAUUUUAGCUAUGGAUUGACCAUUCAUGAUCUCAAAAUUAUAAUUUUAACCAUGUUUUUAGGCUAUACGGGGUUUGUUUACAUUUACAAUGUUUCCAAACAUUGGAGGAAAACAAAUUUAUAUUUUGUGGUUCUGAUGGAGUGUGACAGUUGAAAUAAUCUUAUGAGGGAUUAUAAAUUAAUAGUUUUCAAGAAUCAAUAGGGAUAUACAGUAUCAUUCAUUUAUAUAAGUCUAAAAAUGUAUGUUACAACUGCAGAGCCCCACUUUAAACACUACAGUAUCAUAACAUAUUUACAUAUUCCAUUACAACAGUAGAUCACCCCUUUAAUCACUAUAGUAUCAUAACAUAUUUACAUAUACCAUUACAACAGUAGAUCACCCCUUUAAACACUACAGUAUCAUAACAACAGUAGAUCACCCCUUUAAUCACUACAGUAUCAUAACAACAGUAGAUCACCCCUUUAAUCACUACAGUAUCAUAACAUAUUUACAUAUACCAUUACAACAGUAGAUCACCCCUUUAAUCACUACAGUAUCAUAACAUAUUUACAUAUACCAUUACAACAGUAGAUCACCCCUUUAAUCACUACAGUAUCAUAACAACAGUAGAUCACCCCUUUAAUCACUACAGUAUCAUAACAUAUUUACAUAUACCAUUACAACAGUUCACAGUAACAGAGGUCAGAUAGGCCUACAGUUUACGUUGUUGAACAGUGUCUCUGCCCUACUUUUUAAACUGAUGAGUGAGAUGUGUAAAGAAGGUACAUUUGGAUCACCUAUUACACGUUGUACAAGGUACAUUGAUAAGUUGAUCUGAAAUACAACCUGCCCCGCCUCCUUCCUGUUUAUGAGUAGUACAGCAUCAAGAGAAUAAUGCCCUGUGGGCUAUCCUAUUGAAUACAACAUAUGUCCAUAGAAUCAUCCCACUGGGCACAGACGUCAGUUCAACGUCUACUUUUAAUUCAUAUUUGGUUGUGAAUUCAACAAAACAUUUCACCAUGUCAUUGGAUUUAGGUCAAAAUAUAUUUUUAAAUUAAAUUCCCAAAACAUUUAAAUACUUUUUUCAAAUCCAAUCAGUUUUCCACGUCGAUUCAACUUCAUCGCAUUUGACGUUUUUGGGGUUGAAAUGACGUGGGAAACAACGUUGAUUCAACCAGUUUUUUUUUUUUUGUUGCCCAGUAGGAUUAUGACAGAAUUCAGCCAUUCUUUUUUAAACUCAGGAGAAGGGCUGGUCUGGAUUGACAUCAGAAGUAAACAAUGAGUGUAUUGUUGUGUCAUCAUCUGGAUGUAACCGGUGUGUAAAAAUAUAUUGCCAAGUAUCCUGGAAGUGAAUUAUAAAUACAAACAGAACAAA